Symphalangus syndactylus (siamang) is the source of this 2854-nucleotide messenger RNA. RefSeq names its product ras homolog family member B (gene RHOB). Gene Ontology annotation, biological process: small GTPase-mediated signal transduction. Gene Ontology annotation, molecular function: GTP binding; GTPase activity. The record is from RefSeq and is a predicted model, not a curated record. Lineage: Eukaryota; Metazoa; Chordata; Mammalia; Primates; Hylobatidae.
ACUCAUGCUCCCUCCUGCUGCCCUGUGAAGAGGUGCGUUCCACUGUGACUGUAUAAGUUUUCUGAGGCCUCCGCAGCCAGCCAUGUGGAACUGUCCGACCACCCGCCGGGAGUUUGCCAGGAAGAGGGGCAAUUCUGAAUGGGAGUCGCCAACGCCCCACUGAGUGCCGCCUGUCUUGGAACCGCUCGCCCAGACCCUGUAGGCUCCAGACAGCCAGCUCCGGGACCUCGCGCACAGACGCUGCGGCGAAGGAGGGGACCCGGGUACCGCCAGAGCCCCGCAGCGCCAGCAGCGGCGCAGACUCCCCUGUCGUUGCCUCUCCCAGCCGGGCGGCCUGGGCCGUCAAUCAAGCUGGCCCUGCCCCGCCCCCGGGCUACAGGGCGCGGCCAAUCAGAGCCAAGCUCCGCAGCGAUGAGCUCAGCCGGCUCGUUUCCCAUUGGACGGCUAUAUUAAGAAAGUGGCCGGACUCUUUAAAUAGCGGGCGCUAGGGCCGCAGCCCUCGUCUGCCACCGCAGUCUGGCUGGAGUUAUUCUCUUAUAUGUUCGGUGAGGCCCGGAGAGACCCAGGAGGGAGCUAGACCGAGUCCACCGCCCGAGUUCGCCGCCUGAGCCCGCGUUACGCACAAAGCCGCAGAUCCCCGGCCUGGGGUGAGCAGAGCGACCACCGCCCGGGAGCAGCGCGGCGAGAGGCACGGUGCGCCCUAUGCCCCCGCGCCCCUACCGCCCCCGCCGCGGCAGCCGAAGCGCAGCGAGAGAACUCGCCACCGCGGGGCCUGGGUGCAGCUAGCGACCCUCUCACCCCCUGCGCUCAGCCCGAGGUGAGCAGUGAGCGACGAGCGGGAGGGCAGCGAGGCGUUCGCGGGCCCCCUCUUGCUGCCCGGGCCCGGCCCGCUCAUGGCGGCCAUCCGCAAGAAGCUGGUGGUGGUGGGCGAUGGCGCGUGUGGCAAGACGUGCCUGCUGAUCGUGUUCAGUAAGGACGAGUUCCCCGAGGUGUACGUGCCCACCGUCUUCGAGAACUAUGUGGCCGACAUCGAGGUGGACGGCAAGCAGGUGGAGCUGGCGCUGUGGGACACGGCGGGCCAGGAGGACUACGACCGCCUGCGGCCGCUCUCCUACCCGGACACCGACGUCAUCCUCAUGUGCUUCUCGGUGGACAGCCCGGACUCGCUGGAGAACAUCCCCGAGAAGUGGGUCCCCGAGGUGAAGCACUUCUGCCCCAACGUGCCCAUCAUCCUGGUGGCCAACAAAAAAGACCUGCGCAGCGACGAGCAUGUCCGCACAGAGCUGGCCCGCAUGAAGCAGGAACCCGUGCGCACGGAUGACGGCCGCGCCAUGGCCGUGCGCAUCCAAGCCUACGACUACCUCGAGUGCUCGGCCAAGACCAAGGAAGGCGUGCGCGAGGUCUUCGAGACGGCCACGCGCGCCGCGUUGCAGAAGCGCUACGGCUCCCAGAAUGGCUGCAUCAACUGCUGCAAGGUGCUAUGAGGGCCGCGCCCGUCGCGCCUGCCCCUGCCGGCGCGGCUCCCCCUCCUGGACCUGUCCCCCACGAGCCCGGAGAAGGGGAGACCCGUGUGCCAUAAGGAUCUCACCGGACUGCCAGGCAUCUGUCUGCUGACGCCUCUGGCUCGCGCCAGGACUUGGCGUGGGCACCGGGCUCCCCCUUCCCAGUGUCUGUGUGCGUCCAGCUGUGUUGCACAGGCCUGGGCUCCCCACUGAGUGCCAAGGGUCCCCAGAGCAUGCUUUUCUGAAGAGCCAGGCUUCAGCGUGUGUGGCUGGCUGUUCGACUCUCUUCGCCCCAUUUUCACCCCACCCCCGCCUCUGAUCCCCGGGGGCGAGAUUGGCGCGGGAGUGCGGCCGCGCCCCAUCAGAUGUUCGCCCUUCACCAGCGGGAGCCUGAUAUCCCUUGUCUGUAACAUAGACCCCGGGUACUGCGGGAGGGGAGGGCUAGGGAGGAUGGGGGGAUGUUAUAUAAAUAUAUAUAUAAUUUUAUUUUCGGAGCUAAGAUGGUUAUUUAAUGGUGGUGAUGGGUGAGCGCUCUGGCCCAGGCUGGGCUAGACUCCCGUCCAAGCAUGAACAGGACUUGGCCAUCUUUCCGACCCCUGGGGAAGACAUUUGCAACUGACUUGGGGAGGACACAGCUUCCAGCACAGCCUCUCCUGCGGUCCAGCGCCCUGCGAACCCUUCACCAGUCACCGAAGGGAGGAGGGAGGGUGCGCUGUGGGGUUGUUUUUGCCAUAAGCGAACUUCGUGCCUGUCCUACAAGUGAAAAUUGUUCAGUCCAAGAAACUGAUGUUAUUUGAUUUAUUUAAAGGCUAAAAUUUGUUUUUUUUGCACAAUUGUUUCAUUGUUUGACACGUAAUGCACUCGUCAUUUGCAUACGACAGUAGCAUUCUGACCACACUUGUACGCUGUAACCUCAUCUACUUCUGAUGUUUUUAAAAAAUGACUUUUAACAAGGAGAGGGAAAAGAAACCCACUAAAUUUUGCUUUGUUUUCUUGAAGAAAGUGGCAACACUGUUUUGUGAUUUUAUUUGUGCAGGUCAUGCACACAGUUUUGAUAAAGGGCGGUAACAAAUAUUGGGGCCUAUUUUUUUUUUUCACAAGGCAUUCUCUAAAGCUAUGUGAAAUUUUCUCUGCACCUCGGUACAGAGAAUACACCUGCCCCUGUAUAUCCUUUCUUCCCCUCCCCUCCCUCCUAGUGGUACUUCUACUAAAUUGUUGUCUUGUUUUUUAUUUUUUAAAUAAACUGACAAAUGACAAAAUGGUGAGCUGAUGUUUACAUAAAAGUUCUAUAAGCUGUGUAUACAGUUUUUUAUGUAAAAUAUUAAAAGACUAUGAUGAUGACAUUUAUAAAA